This is a messenger RNA of Lodderomyces margitis, 1341 nucleotides long. RefSeq names its product putative RNA methyltransferase. Lineage: Eukaryota; Fungi; Ascomycota; Pichiomycetes; Serinales; Debaryomycetaceae. The coding region runs from base 1 to 1341 and encodes 446 amino acids. The transcript has a single exon. The record is from RefSeq and is a predicted model, not a curated record.
AUGUACUCAGCAUUUCCAAGGUCUUUGGUGUUAUCCAGGGGACCUCUACUAAGCCGCAGUGUGCUUAGAACUACUACACCUUUGCUUUUUCGCUGCUACUCUUCUGACCCAUUUCCAAUCAAACAAACGCAAACUAAUAAAGAUGGGAAGCCCGCAUCCAGGCUUGGAAGACUAGCCAAGUACGUCCAAUCGCAGUACUUCCAGGACAAAACCAUGCCCAGAAUAUACCUCAGUGCCAUAUUAUUGUCAUUCAUUCCAUUGUACUUUUACAUGCGAGAUCGUUUCUAUGAAGACAAACAGCUUAAAGUAAUCCGUGAAAAGUAUGCCAACGACCCUAAAUCGUUGAGCGAGUAUGAGUACCUAGCUUUGAAGUCGUUGAGCCAGACAGACAAACUUAGACCAUUGGAGCAGAAAAAAUACAAGAUUUACCAACUCAUGAGGAAAGAAUUUAGACGCAAGAAUUUUAUGUCGGGUGAGAUGUUCAACCCGACUCCGGAAGAAUUGGAUGAAUGGUACCUGAGACAAGCUAGGUUUAGCGGAAAGAAGAAGAAAAGUGCACCAGUCUUGAAAGAUGUUCUGGAGGAAUACAAAGUCAAUCUUGAUAAUUCAUCCAUUGCUGCAGCUGAAGACACGACUGAUUUUUACGACUCAAAGGCACAGGAAUACGAUGAUGCUGUCAAAUGGGAAGAACGUGGUAUUUUUAUGGGUAUUAGAAGAAGAUGGUUGAUGUCGCACGUAAAAGGUGACGUUUUGGAGGUAUCUUGUGGAACUGGUAGAAACAUCCCUUAUUUGUCUUCGUAUAUCGAGAAGAUCAGAUCAAUCACUUUUCUUGACUCGUCAAAGAAUAUGGUUGAGUUGACAAAGGAGAAAUUUGAAAAAGCUUUUCCUAAUUUUAAAAGGGUUGCAUUCACGCAGGGUAAGGCGGAAGAUUUAUUAAAGAUGGCGCCCGAUGACAACUCUUUGAAAUACGAUACGGUCGUCGAAGCAUUUGGUUUGUGCUGCCACGAGGAUCCCGUGCAGGUUUUGCGAAACAUGUCCAAGUUGCUUAAGCCAGGAGGAAGGAUCAUUUUACUAGAGCACGGAAGAUCAAAGUGGGAUUUCAUUAAUAAUCAUUUAGAUUUCAGAUCCGAAAAGAGAAUGAAGAAAUGGAAGUGUAGAUGGAAUCUCGAUAUUGGUGAAUUGGUUGAUGAAGCUAAUUUAGAUAUUACUUUGGAAAAACGGGCUCAUUUGAGCACUACUUGGAUGUUAGUGUUGAAACGUCCAGAAGACCCCAUCAAUAUGGAUGAGAAGCCGUUCUUGGACAAGUUGUUUGGAAGAGAAAGCAAAUCUUUUAGAAAAUAA